AUGGGCAACGAUAAGAAGAUCGGUGCCUACUAUGCACCAACCGGUGGUCUGCCACCGCAGACCCAGCUCCUGACCGACCGCGCCAUGUUCACCGAAGCCUACACAGUAAUCCCCAAAGGCACAUUCAGUGACAUCGUGACAAGCUUCCUCCCUUUCUGGGACAAGACACGGUUAUGGGUAAUUGCCCGCCCACUCUCCGGCUUCGCCGAAACAUUCUCACAGUACAUCAUGGAAGUACAACCAGGCGGUGGCAGUGACCGGGCAGAACUAGACGACGGCGCACAAGGCGUGUUGUUCGUUGUCGAGGGCCAAAUCACCAUCACCCUCGGUGGCGAAAAGCACACCCUCACCGAAGGCGGAUACGCAUACCUCCCACCAAAGAGCGGCUGGACACUUCGCAACGAGGGCGCAGAGACUGCCCGUUUCCAUUGGAUUCGCAAGGCCUACGAGGCUGUUGACGGUCUUGAUUACCCAACCCCGCUUUUCCUUAAUGAGAAGGAGAUUGCGCCGACGGUCAUGCCUGAUACUAAUGGCGCUUGGGCUACUACUCGCUUUGUGGACCCCACUGAUCUGCGCCAUGAUAUGCAUGUUACUAUUGUUACUUUCGAGCCUGGUGGUGUUAUUCCGUUUGCUGAGACUCAUGUUAUGGAGCAUGGUCUUUAUGUGCUUGAGGGUAAGGCUGUUUACCGUCUCAACCAGGAUUGGGUGGAGGUUGAGGCUGGUGAUUUCAUGUGGUUGCGUGCUUUCUGUCCGCAGGCUUGUUAUGCUGGUGGCCCCGGCAAGUUCCGCUACCUGCUUUAUAAAGAUGUGAACCGUCACAUGAAGUUGUCGCGGCUGUGA
Penicillium antarcticum is the source of this 840-nucleotide messenger RNA. RefSeq lists its product as uncharacterized. Lineage: Eukaryota; Fungi; Ascomycota; Eurotiomycetes; Eurotiales; Aspergillaceae. Gene Ontology annotation, molecular function: ureidoglycine aminohydrolase activity. The transcript has a single exon. The record is from RefSeq and is a predicted model, not a curated record. Bases 1 to 840 code for a protein of 279 amino acids.